Messenger RNA from Stereum hirsutum FP-91666 SS1, 987 nucleotides. RefSeq lists its product as uncharacterized. The transcript is spliced from 6 exons. The record is from RefSeq and is a predicted model, not a curated record. The coding region runs from base 1 to 798 and encodes 265 amino acids. NCBI's taxonomy places the organism in Eukaryota, Fungi, Basidiomycota, Agaricomycetes, Russulales, Stereaceae.
AUGGGUUCAUGGGUAUCAACCAAGGGCAAUAAUAAUAAAGGGCACAUCCGCGGUAGUUUUACAUCAUUUACUACACUACGACCAUUCGAGUUCGCCGUCCUCCAGGUCGCUGAAGACACCACGGACGGAAGCACACACACCGAUGUGUCGAAACUCGGCCUGAUAGAAUUGUACAUCCAUCGCGCCGAGAUAACUGGUCCGAGUACGAAUCCGACGUUGUUCUCAUCCAACGAAGGAUUCGAGCCCGGCCCCGUAUCAGAGAAGGCGAAGAAGGUUGGGUGGCACCGUGCUUCACUUGGGAGCGAACAAACCGUCAGCCAAAUCACUGCAAAGAAAUUCAGUCGUAUUGAUGAAGAGCCAUUUGUCACGUUCAAAAUACGGUACCAACCUGAAGAGCUCUUGCGUGCACAUGGCAUCAUGCCUAUGCUUCCUCGACCAGACCCUAUCCCACCAUUGUCGAACGCUGGGUCCUCGACCCUGAAUGGCACAGGAGAUAAAAGGCCACACUCCUCUCCUAUCGCUUCAGGAUCGAGCGAACAACGACCGCAGAAACGAAGGAAGAAUGCAGAACCCUCGACUUCCAGUCCUUCAAAGGUUGCGAAGUCAGAGCCGCACGACGACAACGUUCUCGACAUUGAUGACGAUUCAGACGACGAAGUUAUCCGACGUGCAAAGGAAGAAAUAGAUAGAGCGAUGCAGAGGAAGCAACUGAAGAAUAAAAUCAAGUCCGAGCGAGCUCCCUCGCCUAUCAUAGUCGGGGAUGGAGCAGGCGACGUGAUAGACCUUACGCUCGACUAACGCCUAUCUUCCAUGUCGAUUAUUCCAGCUCGCUUUCCUUCUCACUGGACAAUCAACACACCACCUUCGCCGACUACCUAGGGAUCAUAGUAUCCUGAAUGGCACUGUACGCUGCCGACCUUCACACUUUUAUUACCCAUGCUUGUGGCCCGUUGGUGGUUUUUCUCCAUUCUUACUUGGCUAUACCCC